CCCGUCUUAUUAGUUUAUAGUCUUAUAUUAAUCUUAGUAAAUAAAUAUGUAAAGAAUAAUAUAGAUAUAAAGAAUAAAUCUUUUGAUUUUAAUGCUUUUUAUACUCAAUAUACUAAAUAUUAUCCAAAGAAUAAAUUACCAUCACAAGAUUUUUUAGAAUGAUUUAUAGGUUUUUUUGAAGGAGAUGGUUCUAUGAUUAUGGGUAAAUCUGCUAAUUAUCUUAUUAUAGUUCAAUCUUAUAAAGAUAAAAAAGUUUUACAAUAUAUUCAAAAUAAUUUUAAUAUGGGUACUAUCGCAAUACAUUCUUCAAAAGAUAAAACUCUAUCUUGAUCAGUUAAAAAUCUUAAACAUAUAUACUUAUUAUGUUUAUUAUUUAAUGGUAAUUUAGUAUUACCUAUUAGGUUAUUAACUUUCAUUGGUUUUAUUUCUAAAAUUAACAUUAAGUUAUUCAAAAAUAAUGAGGAUAUUAUUAAAAUAAAUUUAAAUGUUAUUCUACCUACUUUAAAUGAUCAUUGAAUUGCAGGUUUUACAGAUGCAGAAGGGUGUUUUUCCGCUUCUGUUUAUAGUAAAAUUGAUCGUUCUUGAACUUUUAAUGUAACUUAUGUUCUUAGUCAAAAAUAUGAAUCUAAUAAAUAUGUUUUAGAACAUAUAUUAAAUUUAUUUAAUUUAGCCAACAAUAAACCCGUAAAUGAAACUUUACCUUUAAGUGGAGUAGAAUCUAAUAAAAGUUUAGGUAAAGUUUCACCACAUAGCAAACCUAAUGUUUGAGAUUUACGUAUUACAGGCUAUAAGAAUUGUAAUAAGAUAUUAUUUUAUUUUGAUACCUACUCAUUAAAAAGUAAUAAAUUAAAAAGUUAUUCUAUAUUUAAAGAAGUUUUAUUAUCUGUUGAAAAAGGUGAACACCUUAAUCCAGAUAAAAGACUUAAACUAAAAGAAUUGUGUAAGACUAUAAAUAAAUCUAAUAUAAAAGUUUUGAAAUAA
Messenger RNA from Lodderomyces jiufengensis, 981 nucleotides. The record is from the annotation of a RefSeq genome assembly. Lineage: Eukaryota; Fungi; Ascomycota; Pichiomycetes; Serinales; Debaryomycetaceae.